AAUAGUAAACCCACGACAACUUGCAGCCGACUAUUUAGAGUUCCGCGCGUCACCAAACCGUCACUCGGAGGCCGAAGCCGUUAGCCAUGGAUCUCUAUUUAACUUUCAGAUCCCGAUCACCUCUCCUUCAAUCGAAACUCAACUCUCCAUCCUUUCAUCCACGAUCAAUCAUCUCGAUUCCCUUCGCUUCUCCCAAACCACCGCUUCAACCUCGUGGAACUCGUCGCCUCACGGUGGCAGCCGCUGCAGCGAUGAAGAAGACGAUCGAGGGCGUCAGCGAGGAGUUGAACUCCAUUGCUUCACAGAAUCUCGACUACGCUGCUGCUCGUAGAAGAGUUCGAUCUGCUUUCGUCCCAGUCCACCAGCAGCUUGAUCAUCUCUUGUUCAAGAUGGCUCCUGCUGGUGUAAGAACAGAGGAGUGGAUCGAGAGAAAUUCAAAGGGAUUGGAGAUUUUCUUUAGACGAUGGAUUCCAGAACCUGGGGUUAAAAUUAAGGGUACUGUGUGCUUUUGCCAUGGAUAUGGUGAUACUUGUACUUUCUUCUUUGAAGGCAUUGCUAGGUUCAUUGCGGCAUCCGGCUAUGGUGUUUAUGCUAUCGAUCAUCCUGGAUUUGGCCUUUCCGAAGGAUUGCACGGUUACAUCUAUAGCUUUGAUGAAUUAGCUGGCAAUGUCAUAGAACAAUAUGCAAAAAUCAAAGAAAGACCUGAAGUGAAAGGAUUGCCCUGCUUCAUAUUGGGACAGUCCAUGGGUGGAGCUGUUACACUCAAAGUCCACUUCAAGGAUCCACAUGGAUGGGAUGGAAUGAUCCUUGUAGCCCCAAUGUGUAAAAUCGCAGAUGAUGUUAAGCCUUCGGAACCGGUUGCGAAAGUUUUGACCUUUCUAUCUAAAGUUAUGCCAACAGCAAAGUUUGUUCCACAGAAAGAUCUAACUGAUUUGAUGUUCAGAGAUCCAAGGAAAAAGAAGAUGGCUGUGUACAAUGUGAUUUGUUACGAUGACCGGACACGACUGCGAACAGCGGUUGAACUCCUGAAUGCCACAAAGGAAAUCGAGAAGCAAGUAGAGAAGGUCUCGACUCCACUGCUGAUUCUUCACGGAGCUGCGGAUAAGGUAACGGAUCCAGCGGUGAGUCGUUUUCUUUAUGAACGCGCCUCGAGCAAGGACAAGACAUUGAAGCUGUAUGAAGAAGGGUAUCACUGCAUUCUGGAAGGGGAACCUGAUGACAGAAUUUUAACUGUCCUUAAUGAUAUUAUUUCAUGGCUGGAUGCUCGGUGCUAGGUUUUGAUGCAACUAUUGUAAUUGGAC
This is a messenger RNA of Hibiscus syriacus, 1301 nucleotides long. RefSeq names its product caffeoylshikimate esterase-like. Gene Ontology annotation, cellular component: membrane. Gene Ontology annotation, molecular function: lipase activity. The transcript is spliced from 8 exons. Lineage: Eukaryota; Viridiplantae; Streptophyta; Magnoliopsida; Malvales; Malvaceae. The record is from RefSeq and is a predicted model, not a curated record. The coding region runs from base 87 to 1274 and encodes 395 amino acids.